AUGCGAUUAUCAAGACUUCCGUGGUCGGCAGGUUCUUUUCUAAAUUUACUUUUGCUACCUCUCGCUCUGGUUUCUGCAGAGGAACAUAGCUCCUACGAUGAGAAUUUACUACUGAGGACACUUCCGGGAAACUCCGUGCUUGCGUCAUUCCGGUUCGUGAGUAAUGGCACCUUCAAUAGUCACCACUCUGUCUUUCCUCGCUCCCUCGCACAAAUCCUCCAGCAUUCACAAACGAAGGAACUGCAUCUUAAAUUUACGUUAGGGCGCUGGGAUGCCGAGCGCUGGGGGUCUCAGAUCUGGGAUGGACGGACGGCUGGUGGUACGGGUGUAGAGCUGUGGGCGUGGGUAGAAGCUGGUUCUGACGCUGAGGCGGAUGCAAGAUGGACUACGCUCAACAAUGCGCUGUCUGGGUUGUUUUGUGCAUCUCUAAACUUUAUAGACAGUACCCGUACGAUCAGACCGGUAAUGAGCUUUCAACCGGACGGGCAUCAUGCUGAGGAUAUUAAGGAAAGAUUGCAUUUGCUCCACGGGACGCUCCCGAGGGAACCUGUCUGUACGGAGAAUUUAACACCGUUUUUGAAGCUGUUGCCUUGUAAGGGAAAGGCAGGAAUUAGUAGUUUACUAGAUGGACAUAAACUGUUUGACGCGAAAUGGCAGAGUAUGAGUAUCGACGUCACACCGGUGUGUGAGGAAAUGGAUGGAGUAGAGAAAUGUCAGCUGCAGAUGGUACAAACAGUUGAUAUGGUUCUCGAUGUUGAACGAUCAUUGAGAAAAAAAGAUUCUGUAAUCCCACGACCACCACACCUAGAUCAAAUGAUCUGCGAUCCCAAUAAGUUCUACUCUGGCAGCGACUCCUGUUUCCCCCUGGAUGACAUUUCUGAUCUCUCCUGGUCACUCUCUGAGAUGUUUGGGCGCCCUAUUCGCGGUUCCUGCCCUCUAGCAUCCCUCCCCACAUCUCAAUCGAUCAAUGUCUGCGCCAACGUCCCUGAUCAACGUGCAAUCUAUGUCUCCGCUGGUGGGACUGAAGUCCGUCGGGGCGAUAACAUGCGAUGUUUUAUCCUCGAAGAGAACACAGACUUUGAUAUCAUCCUUCCUGACCAAUCCCCUGCAAUUCCGCUCCCGAAUAUCGAACCACCACUGUACGCAUCGCGCUCCUUCACAGGACAUGGGCAAGAGCGUGGUGGUGUCCAAGCUGUCUUGAGAAAUCCUUCCCCAGACAGACAUGUCGAGUUUGUAUACCUGGAAUCUCUGCCGUGGUUCAUGAAGCCAUAUCUUCACACGUUUUCUGCAACCCUUGAUCCACCAAUUGAGACCCAAUGGGAGGAGAAAAUAAUCCAAGAGAUCUACUAUCGUCCUGCCCUCGAUCGCCGUCGUGGUACUCAAUUGGAGGCUAGAAUGAGGAUUCCGCCAAAUUCCACGGUUCUGGUGACUUAUGAUUUUGAUAAAGCUGUUCUCCGGUACACGGAGUAUCCGCCGGAUGCUAACCGUGGCUUUGAUAUUGCUCCUGCUAUUAUAUCGAUACUAGCCCCCCGAAACAGCCAAACCAUCUUUUCCAUUCGUACUACUUCUCUUCUCCUCUCGCUCCCAACCCCUGACUUCAGCAUGCCCUACAACGUCAUCAUCCUUACCAGCACGGUGAUGGCACUUGCAUUUGGCACAGUCUUCAACCUGCUAGUAAGGCGCUUCGUAGGCGCAGAUGAGUCUGUGAGAACGAACCCCGUUCAAGUGUUGAAAGUGAAAAUUAUGGCGGCAGUGAAGCGGAUUAAGGCUAAAAGGGAAAGAGGUGGAAAAGCGGAAUUGGCAAAAAAGAAUGAAUAA
This is a messenger RNA of Morchella sextelata, 1818 nucleotides long. RefSeq lists its product as uncharacterized. Gene Ontology annotation, biological process: attachment of GPI anchor to protein. Gene Ontology annotation, cellular component: GPI-anchor transamidase complex. The transcript has 4 exons. The record is from RefSeq and is a predicted model, not a curated record. Bases 1 to 1818 code for a protein of 605 amino acids. NCBI's taxonomy places the organism in Eukaryota, Fungi, Ascomycota, Pezizomycetes, Pezizales, Morchellaceae.